Molecule: messenger RNA, 1297 nt
Organism: Amblyraja radiata (thorny skate)
Lineage: Eukaryota; Metazoa; Chordata; Chondrichthyes; Rajiformes; Rajidae
Gene: rfxap
Product: regulatory factor X-associated protein
Exons: 3
Coding region: 228-860 (210 amino acids)
Biological process (GO): regulation of transcription by RNA polymerase II
Cellular component (GO): nucleus
Source: RefSeq, a predicted model, not a curated record
CCGCGUACUGCCCUCUGCGCAUGCUCGGCGGGGGCGGAGCUACCGAUGGAGGAGGCGAGCGUCUGAAAUCGCGUGAGAUUCCCGGCCGGUUGUCAGGGGGCCGGCGGCAAAGAUCUUUGGCCGGCGGUAUCCAAGCGCCAUUGCCAAGGACCAGGUCGGCGGGGCACGGUUCCCAAGGGCUGUAGCCCAAGGCCCGUCGCCCGGGGCUUGUUGCCCAGGUCCCAGCGAUGAGCAGUGUCCGGCCAAGUCCGCCACCCUCCACCCUUGCGCCCUGCCCCCCGAGCACGGCCAUCAUGGCUGUGCCCAGUGGCGAAGCCCCUGCUAAUGGUGAGGGAGAGGGAACCCGAGAGACGCCUGAGAGCAGGGAGAGCCCGGGAGAGGAGGAGGAGGAGGACGACGAUGAUGAUGAGGAGGACGACGAUGAGGAGGAGGACGACGAAGAGGACGAGGAUGAGAGCGGAGAGAGCGAGAGGGUGCCCAGGAAGUGUGUGUACGAGGGGUGCACGGAGACCACCACCCAGGUGGCCAAACCCAGGAAGCCAUGGAUGUGCAAGAAACACCGCAACAAGACAUACAAGGACAAGUACAAGAGGAAGAAGAACGUGCAGGCCAUGUCCGGCACCAACAAGAGCGAUGAUGACACAGAUGAAAGACCCACGUCUGUCACCAAACAGCGCCUGAGCUGCAUGGUCGUGCACCAAGCAAGCCGUAAAGCAAGUCUUCUCGAGCAGGUUUUAAAUCAAAAGAGAUUGUCAUUAUUGAGAAGCCCAGAAGUCAUCCAGUUUCUACAAGAACAGCAAAGAUUGCUGAGUAGCCAAGCCCAUUCUCAACGUCAGCAGUCUCAAGAAGCACCUAUGUGAUGUUUUCUUUGCAAAACUGGUUGGUAAAUCAAAAAACUAAAAAUCAAAAACUAAACGCAAAGAAGGUGGGAAUGAAAUAUGUUCAUCAUUCCUUUUUGCAGUUUUUUGCAUUUCCAGUUUUAACUUCACUAUAACUCUCCAUUAACAUGUUUUUUAAAUAUGAACUAAGAAAUAUAAUGAUCAUGGUUAACUUCUACUUCGUGAAAUACUUGGAGUGUUUGGUUAAAACCUCUGUCUAUGUACAUUUGAAAAAUUCAGCUAAUUUGCAUGUUUUUUUUACCAAUACCAUUUUCCCCUGUGAAUUGUGCUUUUGACAGUGAAAGAUGGUUUUGACAGUGAAAGACAAUUUUAUUUUGCAGGACUUUGUGAUCAAUGCUGAGCAUUUGUAGUUUGGAAGCAGGUGACUGUGUUUAAUAACAAAUGCUCCCUUAACCUUG